This is a messenger RNA of Anopheles aquasalis, 2130 nucleotides long. RefSeq names its product DNA repair protein XRCC1 (gene XRCC1). Gene Ontology annotation, cellular component: nucleus. NCBI's taxonomy places the organism in Eukaryota, Metazoa, Arthropoda, Insecta, Diptera, Culicidae. The record is from RefSeq and is a predicted model, not a curated record. Gene Ontology annotation, biological process: base-excision repair; single strand break repair; double-strand break repair via nonhomologous end joining. Gene Ontology annotation, molecular function: damaged DNA binding.
UGUACAAAAUCACAACACUGCUGAAGAUGCCGACCGUUAAAUUCAAGGCCAUCGAAUCCUUCAGCUCUGAGGAUCCGAACUAUCCGGCUGCCAAUCUGUUGCGGCCAGACAACCGUAAGUGGAAAUGCCAUCAGGCGGGUGAGCAGACUGCGUUCGUCGUGAUUCGGCUGGAAGAACCGGUGCAGAUUUCCGGCAUCGACAUCGGCAACGAACAUUCGGCGUUCAUCGAGGUGCUGGUCGCACGCAGUGGCCCCGCAAAUCCCACAUUCAGUGAAAUGCUGCUUGCUACCAAGUUCAUGAGUAUGGUCGAAAGCCGGAACUCGACAUCCACCAACCGGUUGCAGUGCUUCAGUGGCCCCAGCCUGCUACCGACGGUGGCCCAGGAGAAGUGGGAUCUGGUGAAGGUGAUCUGUACCCAGGAUUUUAACACGCGCGUCAAGUUUGGGCUCGCCUUCAUUACGCUCCACACUAGCAGUGGCAAGAAGACGGAACGGAGCCUCGUGCCGGAGAAAUUUCAACAGUUGAUUAAAGCAGAAGCCAGCAAGAAACAACCGGACAGUGGAUCGGCCGGUGGUAUAGCUUUGGCCGCAUUUGGACGAUUUAAACUCCGUGAAGAAUCCCCCGAUUCCGAUGAGGAGGGCACGAAAGUGUUUGCACGAUGGAAGCAAAAAACUGAAAUCAACGCGUCGCCUUCCAGCGGAACGACAAGCACGCUGUUACGGGACAUUAAACCUUCGGAAGCGUUACUCAAAAAGAAAGAAUCUUCACUGCAAAUCAUUCAUCCCGGAACGGCUACCACUCGUCCUAAGCCCCAGAAGUACGAAAGCAGCGAUGAGGACCAAAAACCGGUCAACAGCGUGGCAACAGCAAGGCAAAACCGCAACGAUAAAUCACUUUUAUAUGAUCCGGAAGAUUGUAAACCGAGCGAAAAGAAGCUUGCCAUCAAACCACCGCCCACCGUUCCUGAACGACCGCCACGGCCCAAAGAAAAUGCGCGUCCGGGGGAGAAAGCCGAUAAAAAUGCAUCGAAGCUGUCCUCCUCGAAGUUUAGCGAGUUUCUGCAAUUUACCGGCCAAACGGUGGACGGGCCCGGUGUGUCACGAACGCAUCUGUCGAAAGAGGGCAAGUCACCUUCAACCCAAGAUAAGGAACGUCAAGAUAGCUCAAAACAUGUAUUAUCCAGAAGUGAAUCAACCGCCAAAAGGAUGUCAUCGCUGCCGAUCGAAAAAGAGAGUGUUGCGGUUAAAAAGCGUCCCCCCUCGCCGACAGCUGACAACGCUGGUUCGUCCUCUUCAUCGCAGGCAGUUAAGAAAAUCAGGCCAGCAACUUCCGAACCUGAAGAUGAACCGAAAAGAUUGCAGUAUAAACCGUUUGGAAAGCUAUUGGAUAACGUGGUACUGGCUAUCAGCGGAAUUCAGCAUCCAGAGCGAGGCAACAUUCGAAGCAAGGCACUAGCGAUGGGCGCUAAAUACAGACCUGACUGGGACUCCUCCUGUACCCAUCUGAUAUGUGCCUACAAAAAUACGCCAAAGUAUAAUCAGGUGAAGGGAAAAGGAAAGAUCGUCGAAAAGGAUUGGAUCGAAAAGUGCUACUCUUUACGACGUAAGCUGUCCUGGCGUAAGUUCGCCCUCGAUACCGAAGAGUGCCAGGUGACCGAUUCGGAGGACGAAAUUGUGGACAUUGCGCAACGGCCUGUGGAAGAAGAGCCGCUUACAGUCUCUGAUGGCGAUGAAACGACGACGGAACAAGAAAGAGUUCGCGUUGAGGCCGGCCAUUCGGAAGUACAACCGGACGAGAAUGGUCGCAUGCCUUACGAUAUUAGCACGGAUGACGAAGCCGGCUGUAAUGAUGAUCAGUCAAAGGGUGGAUUGGAUUUCUUCAAAGAAUAUACAUUUUUCAUUGACAGAGAUGUGGGAGCCGUUGAUACCAUGAAGCUGGAACGCUUUAUCAAAACUUACAGAGGGACGAUGAUCAAGGCGAUCAAUGAUGCAGAUUUUAUCGUUACUCGCAGCAAACGGCUCGUGGAGAGUACGUGCAAAGGACGGCUCGUGAAACCGCUGUGGAUAUUCGAAUGUCACGAAAUGGAAUGUUUCAUACCAGUGGAUCGUUAUCUUCUGUAGCAGCGCGGAC